Pieris brassicae (large cabbage white) is the source of this 2148-nucleotide messenger RNA. It is a transcript of the gene mbo, whose product is annotated as nuclear pore complex protein Nup88. Gene Ontology annotation, cellular component: nuclear pore. The coding region runs from base 60 to 2072 and encodes 670 amino acids. The transcript is spliced from 15 exons. The record is from RefSeq and is a predicted model, not a curated record. NCBI's taxonomy places the organism in Eukaryota, Metazoa, Arthropoda, Insecta, Lepidoptera, Pieridae. Gene Ontology annotation, molecular function: protein binding; structural constituent of nuclear pore. Gene Ontology annotation, biological process: ribosomal small subunit export from nucleus; mRNA export from nucleus; protein import into nucleus.
GUUCGUGAGAAAUUGUUUCUGUUACAAUUCGUAAACAAAAAUAAGUUAUUGCAUGAAACAUGGAUACCCGCUUAUAUGAAACUAAAUUAGCUCAUCACAAACUAUUUAAAGAUUUAAAAGAUACUUUCAGUGAAUAUUCUGGUGCAAAAUUGCGCAAUUUGAUAGAAUUACAGGACGAUGUUUUAUAUGUGUGGAAUCCCAUUGAAAACUGUUUGUUUUGUGUGAAUUUGAAGUACUUAGAAGAACAUGGCGAUGAAAAGCAAUAUCAGAAGCUGCACCUACUGUCACCGCCAGCUUUUCCCGUAGAGCGUCUCACCAGCAGUGAGUGUGGGACGCGGCUAUGCGUGUGGGGUUCGCGUGGUGUUACCAUCGCUGAGCUGCCGACUAGAUGGGGCCGAGGCGGCUUGUUCGAAUCAGGCAAUCAGACUGUGUUAUGCAAGAGCUAUUCGUUGGACGAACGAUUUAUGUACGCGAAGGGUGAGGUCCAUAGAGUACGAUGGCAUCCCAAGUCACUCUCGCAUUUGUUGGUUCUACUCUCCGAUAAUACUAUGAGGUUAUACAACAUAGCCCUUAAGACAGGACCACGGAUGAUAAAGUCCUUCCUAAUCGGACCAAAACCUGUUGGAUCUUUAGGAAUGACCUUGCUGGACAGCUUCGGUGACUCGGCAGUCGAUUUCACAGCCACACCCGAUAGUGAACACUUGCUGAUUCUCAGUGGGAACGGUGAUGUUUAUAUGAUGAAUACUGAUUUCUUGGAGAGUAAAAGUCCCCUACAAAUAAAACUCCGCGGUCCUCUCGCCAUGUAUCCACCGGCUGAUGAUAACUAUGGCUCCGAAUCGUGUGCCAUCAUGACGAUGGGAGCCGCAGACUUUUCCACCAUUGUGGUCAUCGCCAGUGCCACGGCAUCGCUAUACCAUUGCCUGCUUCUGCCUAACGGUUCAGAGAAAGAAAACAGCGAUGGCUACGCCCUCUACGUUAUGGAGUCUGUGGAUUUGAACAUUGUGUUGAACAGUAAAGAUGAUGUGUCAUUUGCUUAUCCGGUUCACUUGUAUCCGUGCUUGGGGAAUACGUACGCGUGUAUGCACGCUGGCGGCGUACACUCCGUCACUUUGCCCAUCAUGGGACAUCUCAAGAACUUAGCUCUGGCCGAAGAGAAUGAAAUAGAUUCCAUACUGUCUCUAAUAAGCAGCAAGUCGAGUGCGGCACGUCACCUCGUCUGCACCAGCUCGGACGAGGCCUCACCUCCGGUGGGACUCGUCUUAGCCUCUCCGCUUCAUGACAUCCUGGUACUUUGCUCUACGGGGGAGUUGCUAACUAGAAGCCUGGAGCCGUAUAUCAUAGAAGAGCGCCUGUUUAGGGAGCUGCAACUCCAGAAUCCAGCUUUGGACAGCGAAGAGCUACAUGAACUAUUGAAAGAGCGUCAAAAACUGUCUUUCGUCACGAUAAUACAAGAGAUAUUGAGCCGUGAGGUCUCCCAGCCCAUUUUACAUUUGAACAAGACUCAGGAUCUGGGGCCCAAGGAGAUGUUAGAGAUGUUAACGGAGGUGACAGUGAAGCUCCGGGAGCAGUACAUCGCGCGUCAGAGCAGAGCCAAUUCAGCCUUGGUCAGCAAGAUCAACGCGCUGCGCUCUUUGCAGACGCAGCAGGUCGCCUGGAAGGAGGACUUACAGAAAGACAUUCAAGACGUCGAACUGGAGUCCGCACUUCUGAUAGAAAAAAGGAAUUUGGCUGAGAAAAAGCAAGAAGAUAUUAAAUUUAGAUGUUCUUCGGUUAUUCGAGCACUGAGUUCGUCCUCUAUCAAGAGUCCAGCGGAACAGGAGAUGAUGAGACAGUUAGAGACAUACAAACAAAAAUCCUCACAUUUGCAGACGCAGACACGAAGCCUUAGAGAACAUGUGGACAAACAUAUACAACGGAUUAAAGAGUGGGAAGAGGAAUACAAGAAGAAAGAUAUCGCAUUGGGCAAGUCACAUAGCGACACUAUCUCAUCCAUACUUCAACAACAAACAAGUCAAGUCUCAACUCUUAUUGAAGAAACAAAACUAUUGAAGGAUCAGCUUGGUGUUGUUUAAUCUUAUAUUUUUUAAUAAUUUGUGUAAUUUGUUAAUUUUGUAUGUAAAAUAAAUGCUUGAGAAUGAUUAAAGAUGA